ACUGGUUUGUCUUUGCCCUUUCCAACGAGAGCAGAACUCUCUGCAGAGCCAUUUCCUGGCUAGUUAACUGGAAUUUCCAAAUAGGUGGGCAGUAAAACAAGCUGGCAGCUUCCAGGAGAGCACUGCUGGUGUUUGGGUGCACACACACGUGUUUGCCCUGAAAUUAUCCUCUUCCUAGUGGGGCUCAGAAUGGUUCCUGACAGCUGCCACUGCCACAACAAUGGAAGACAAAGCUAGAACGUUUCUCUGCCGCCUUCCAAGAGCUCAUUAAUCAGUUGUUAAUUAACCUGUUCCCUGCAGAAGUGUUCAGGAGGGGGCAGGGCUGUUGCUGAGCAGGAGCUGUGUGGCCGGUGGCAGUUGGCAGUGCCACGGUGACAGUUCCACGGAAGAACCCUGCGGUCACAACGCUGCGGCACCUCCCCAGGGCAGCAGUGCCUCGACAUCUGUCCCACAGGGAUCUGGGAAUGCUGGGCCAAGGGAUGGAGGCCCCCGGCCGCACACGGGGCCCCAAGGCCAGCCUGAGCCAGCGCAGCCAGGAGAUGCGUGUCCUCGUGGGCCUGCAAGAGCAAGGCGGGAAGAUUUUUGCUCAGUCCUGUGAGGAAAAGCUCCGUCAGAACAGGGAGCUGCUCCCCAGCCUGCAGGCGGCUUUGCAGGAGGAUUCCGAUAUCCUGAAAUUUGUCUUGAAGUACAACAAACUCCCCAUUAAGGAUGCUUUCGGAGAGGGUCAGGAGCUUGUUUCUGUCACUGAGAGCCUGGAGGUGGUCAUAAAGAAGAUCGAGGCCAAAGUCCAUAACCAGGUCAAGGCGUGUGACCUGCUACUGCACCAGCUGAAACAGUGGAGCCAAGCCAGGGAUGAGCGCCAGAAGCACCUGCAGGAGCUGCAGGAUGCUGUGACGGAUCCUAAAUGGCAAGAGCCACAGUUGCAGAUCAUUCGCCAGCUGGGCAAUGACAUCGAGAAGAUGCUCAUGAAAAUUCACAGUGGAGAGGUGGUGACCAGACUGUACCUGCAGCUGCAAGAGGUCCUGAGGAGGGAGCUGGUGUACCUGCCUCAAUACCUGAACCUGCUAUGUGGGAUGACUGUGAUGUACCACGAGGAGCUCAUGGCCCAGAGUAACCUCAAAGCCAACGAUGCCAUUAAGAAACUCAUGGCCAAGGCAGGACCCCAGGUCCGUAUGGAGAAGCAGCUCAGGGACCAGUCCCUGGCUGAGCAGAGGAAGCACAUCGAGAGCCUCCGGCGCCAGGAGGAGAGCGAAAGGCAGCAGAGGCAGCAAGCUGUGUCUGUGCUCUCUGCAGAGCAGGACCUGAGCUCCUCAGACAUGACGGGUGAGUGCCUGGCAGGGGGCAGGGCGGGGGAUGUGGGCACAGCCACGGGCAUCCUGCCCUGCUCCUUCCCUUCCACCCCAGGUGCUGACGUGGAGGCUACCAAGGCCAAGAUGGAGCGCGAGGCCUUUGUGACCGACAAGAUGGAGAAGGCAAAGACUGCCCUGCAGUGCUCCUGCCUCUGGGACAUCCCCAGCAGCAUCGAGGCCCAGAGGAAAUCCCUGGAGAAUCUGCAGCAGCACAUCGAUGAGUACAAUGAGAAGAAGGAGGCACUGAAGAAGACACUACAGGAGCUGGAGCUGAAGCAGGCUAAACUGAAGUUCAACCAGCCUGUCAGCACCACCAGGCUGCGGGAAGAGGAGCUGAGGGAGAACCUGAAGCAGGAAGAGGCCCGGCUGGAGCAGAUGCGAGCCCAGAUGUUGAAGAACCAGAAGCACCUGAUCGACUUUGAGAACAUCAUUGACAACCUGUUCCUCCGCAUGCAGGGCGUCGUCAUCCCUGACCAGGAAGACUCUGCUGUGGUGGUGGGGCUGGAGGAGAAGCUGCAGCACUGUGAGCAGAAGCUGAAGUUCCUGAAGCAGAAGGUGGCAGCCCGGCCUGAGGACAGCACUGAUGAACGCAGCGAGACUUUUGCCAAGGUCAGGAACCUUCUGGAGAAAAAAACUGCAGGUGAAACACGGAACCUGAAGAUUUCCUUUGAGGAUGAAGACACUAUGGAAGACGAUACCUUGGAUUUUGAGGAUGAAGACGAUGACUACAUCCCCAGCCGGGAGGACAUCAAGAAGCAGGGGCUGCAGCUGAUCAGAAUGAACACCAGACGUCGCAAGAAGAAGUAGUGGUUUCUCCAUGUGAGCAUUAAGGGCCCCAGGCCACCCCUUGUACCCAU
Prinia subflava (tawny-flanked prinia) is the source of this 2206-nucleotide messenger RNA. RefSeq names its product coiled-coil domain containing 183 (gene CCDC183). NCBI's taxonomy places the organism in Eukaryota, Metazoa, Chordata, Aves, Passeriformes, Cisticolidae. The coding region runs from base 465 to 2156 and encodes 563 amino acids. The transcript has 13 exons. The record is from RefSeq and is a predicted model, not a curated record.